This is a messenger RNA of Benincasa hispida (wax gourd), 3705 nucleotides long. RefSeq names its product 26S proteasome regulatory complex, non-ATPase subcomplex, Rpn2/Psmd1 subunit. Gene Ontology annotation, biological process: regulation of protein catabolic process; proteasome-mediated ubiquitin-dependent protein catabolic process. Gene Ontology annotation, molecular function: enzyme regulator activity. Gene Ontology annotation, cellular component: proteasome complex; proteasome regulatory particle, base subcomplex; nucleus. Lineage: Eukaryota; Viridiplantae; Streptophyta; Magnoliopsida; Cucurbitales; Cucurbitaceae. The record is from RefSeq and is a predicted model, not a curated record.
CUUGUUGGAUAAGUCAGGUUUUGGUAGAUCGAGAGGUUCGAUACAAAAAGCAAACCAUUUCAGUAGCGAAUCCCCCAAUUUUCACUCCAUUCCUUCUUCUUUCUCAUCUCCAUUCUCCCUCUCCGUUCCCAGAAACUUGCUUCCCCAAUAGGGUUUCUAAAACCCUAGUUUUGAUUUUUCGAUUCAUUCCUCUUUUCCCACAGAUCCGAGCUCCGUUUCAGUCUUCGUUUCCUCAAACCUAUGGCGACCUUGGUGAGCUCGGCGGGUGGGCUCUUGGCGAUGCUUAAUGAGACCCAUCCCUUGCUUAAGCUUCACGCUCUCUCCAAUCUCAACAAUUUGGUUGACAACUUUUGGCCCGAGAUCUCAACUAGCGUCCCUGUCAUUGAAAGCUUGUAUGAAGAUGAAGAAUUCGAUCAACAUCAGAGACAAUUAGCAGCGUUACUUGUGUCAAAGGUCUUCUACUACUUGGGUGAACUUAAUGACUCCCUAUCUUAUGCUCUUGGAGCUGGUUCACUUUUUGAUGUUUCUGAAGAUUCUGAUUAUGUUCAUACUCUUCUAGCUAAAGCUAUCGAUGAAUAUGCUAGUCUUAAGUCUAAGGCAGCAGAGUCAAACACAGAAGGGACAACUGUUGACCCAAGGUUGGAGGCAAUUGUGGAGAGAAUGCUUAAUAAGUGUAUAACGGAUGGGAAAUACCAACAAGCUAUGGGAAUUGCGAUUGAGUGCCGAAGAUUGGACAAAUUAGAGGAAGCAAUCACAAAAAGUGAUAAUGUUCAAGGAACUCUCUCCUACUGCAUAAAUGUUUCACACUCAUUUGUUAACCUUAGAGAAUAUAGACAUGAGGUUCUUCGUCUUCUUGUCAAAGUAUAUCAGAAGCUGCCUUCUCCAGAUUAUUUGAGUAUUUGUCAGUGUCUUAUGUUCUUGGAUGAACCUGAAGGUGUUGCAAGCAUAUUGGAAAAGCUUCUUCGAUCUGAAAACAAGGACGACACUCUUCUCGCAUUUCAAAUUGCCUUUGAUCUCAUAGAGAACGAGCACCAGGCAUUUUUAUUAAAUGUGAGGGAUCGGCUUUCAAAUCCCAAGCCUGAACCUCCGGCAGCAGCACAGCCUAGUUCGAACGAGUCUGCUCAAAGUGAGAGUUCUCCUGCUGCUGAUGCUCAAAUGACCGAUGGAAGUUCUGCCCCCAGUCUAAAUGUACAACAAGCAGAUCCAAAGGAGGUAGUAUAUGCUGAAAGAUAUGCAAAAAUCAAGGGAAUUCUAUCAGGAGAAACAUCAAUACACUUGACCCUGCAGUUCUUAUACAGUCACAACAAAUCGGAUCUUCUCAUUCUGAAGACAAUAAAGCAAUCUGUUGAGAUGAGAAACAGUGUCUGUCACAGUGCUACAAUUUAUGCUAAUGCAAUCAUGCAUGCUGGAACCACGGUGGAUACAUUUCUCCGUGAGAACUUGGACUGGUUGAGCAGGGCCACCAACUGGGCUAAGUUUAGUGCUACAGCAGGGCUUGGUGUUAUUCACAGAGGCCAUUUGCAGCAGGGAAGAUCUCUUAUGGCACCAUACCUGCCACAAGGUGCAUCUGGUGGUGGCGGCAGUCCUUACUCAGAGGGUGGUGCCCUUUAUGCUCUAGGUCUUAUUCAUGCCAACCAUGGUGAAGGCAUAAAACAGUUCCUUCGAGAUAGCCUACGAAGUACUAAUGUAGAGGUUAUACAACAUGGUGCUUGCUUGGGUCUUGGUUUGGCAACUCUAGGGACUGCUGAUGAAGAGAUUUAUGAUGACAUCAAGAGUGUACUAUACACAGACAGUGCCGUUGCUGGUGAAGCUGCUGGCAUCAGUAUGGGCUUACUUAUGGUUGGUACGGCGAGUGAGAAGGCUAGUGAGAUGCUUGCCUAUGCACAUGAGACACAGCAUGAAAAGAUCAUCCGUGGCCUAGCAUUGGGGAUAGCCCUCACCGUUUAUGGAAGAGAAGAAGAAGCUGAUACCUUAAUUGAGCAGAUGACUAGAGAUCAAGAUCCUAUAAUUCGCUAUGGUGGUAUGUAUGCAUUAGCAUUGGCAUACAGAGGUACAGCAAACAACAAGGCAAUUCGUCAGUUGCUUCAUUUUGCUGUAUCCGAUGUGAGCGAUGAUGUUAGGAGAACAGCUGUUCUUGCCCUUGGGUUUGUCCUCUACUCAGAGCCUGAACAGACGCCUCGAAUUGUCUCCUUGCUGUCUGAAUCUUACAACCCACAUGUUCGAUAUGGUGCUGCUCUUGCAGUGGGCAUAUCUUGUGCGGGUACUGGAUUGAGUGAGGCUAUAUCCUUGUUGGAGCCCCUAACAUCAGAUGUUGUUGAUUUCGUUCGACAAGGUGCCCUUAUUGCAAUGGCUAUGGUCAUGGUCCAGAUUAGUGAAGCCAGUGAUUCUCGUGUUGGAGCAUUCAGGCGACAAUUGGAGAAAAUAAUUUUAGAUAAGCAUGAAGAUACCAUGAGCAAGAUGGGAGCAAUCUUGGCAUCAGGAAUUUUAGAUGCUGGCGGUAGGAAUGUUACUAUAAGGUUGUUGUCCAAGACCAAACAUGACAAAAUCACUGCAGUUGUUGGUCUUGCUGUUUUCAGCCAGUUUUGGUAUUGGUAUCCCCUUAUCUAUUUUAUCAGCUUGUCCUUCUCACCCACGGCAUUUAUUGGACUGAAUAACGACCUAAAAGUUCCAAAGUUUGAUUUCCUGUCUCAUGCAAAACCGUCAUUAUUUGAGUAUCCUAAACCGACCACUGUGCCUACUGCUACGUCUGCCGUAAAACUUCCAACUGCAGUUUUGUCAACUUCAGCAAAGGCUAAAGCCAGGGCUAAGAAAGAAGCUGAACAAAAGAACAUUGCUGAAAAGUCGUCUGCAGCUGAAUCUUCAUCUACAGGUUCUAAUCCUGCUAAAGGGAAGGUGUCCUCUGAGAAGGAUGGUGACUCCAUGCAGGUUGACAACCCACCUGAGAAGAAAGCAGAACCAGAGCCCUCUUUUGAAAUUCUGACCAACCCAGCUAGAGUGGUUCCUGCUCAGGAAAAAUUCAUCAAAUUUUUAGAGGAAAGCAGAUAUGUACCGGUGAAGUUGGCGCCUUCGGGUUUCGUUCUACUAAAAGACUUGCAUCCUUCUGAACCUGAGGUCCUCUCUCUAACGGACACACCGUCAUCAACAGCAUCACCUGCCAGUGGUUCAGCAACUGGGCAGCAAGGUUCCGGAUCAGCCAUGGAUGAGGAGCCUCAACCACCCCAGCCUUUCGAAUACACAUCAUGAUCAUCCUACCCGUUGAUUUGUUUUGACUUGGUUGGUACUGAUGUCAUCUUUUCCGGAAGACAUUGCAGAGCAAUCUCGGCAGAAGUAAAAUGCAGGAUAUUAUUUUGAGUUAGGUUAGCUCGACGUGCUACCGACGCCUAUGUAUGAACUGGAUUUCUUUCUUUUCCUUGUAUCAAUGUUUCAAAUUCUAGGAAGAUGGGAAUGAAAUUGUGUAUGGAAAGCUGAAACCACUCUAUGCUCAAAAGUGUUUGAUGCCAUUUGUAGUCGAGAUAUUAUUAUCGUGGCCUAGCAUCUAGGCGACUGAAGAGCUCAGUGAUACUUCUUUACCUCCAAUAUAGUUAUCUUUUCUCCCCCUUCCCCAUCUGCUUUCCAUAUUAUUCCCCUCAUUUGGGAGUUGCUUCAGAAAAAUGGUAGAACUCUACCAGCUCUGCAAUUAAACAAGGUGGUGUUAUGCCCUUGCCA